AUGCAGUUUCGCCUCUUCUCCUUUGCCUUGAUCGUCCUGAACUGCAUGGAUUACAGCCAUUGCCAAGGCGGCCGGUUGAGACGCGGCAAAAGAGCAAACUAUGGGCCAAAUCCAAUUUGCAAAGGUUGCUUGUCUUGCUCAAAGGAUAAUGGAUGCAUCAGAUGUCAACAUAAGUUGUUCUUCUUUCUACGAAGAGAAGGAAUGAGACAAUAUGGGGAAUGCUUGAAUUCCUGCCCGUUGGGGUACUACGGUCUCCGAGCUCCAGACAUGAACAGAUGUUCAAGAUGCAGAAUAGAGAACUGUGAUUCUUGUUUUAGUCGAGACUUUUGCACCAAGUGCAAACCUGGUUUUUAUCUCUACCGAGGCCGUUGCUUUGGAGAAUGCCCUGACGGUUUUGCCCGUUUAGAGGAGACUAUGGAAUGUGUGGAAGGUUGUGAAGUGGGCCCAUGGAGUGAGUGGGCAAUUUGCAGCACAAAGAACAAGACCUGCGGAUUUAAGUGGGGUUUGGAAACAAGAACGAGGCAAAUUGUAAAAAAGCCGGCAAAAGACACGAUACCAUGUCCAACCAUUGCGGAGUCCAGAAGAUGCAAAAUGGCCUUGAGGCACUGUCCAGGAG
Molecule: messenger RNA, 616 nt
Organism: Python bivittatus (Burmese python)
Lineage: Eukaryota; Metazoa; Chordata; Lepidosauria; Squamata; Pythonidae
Source: RefSeq, a predicted model, not a curated record